Messenger RNA from Monoraphidium neglectum, 2766 nucleotides. RefSeq lists its product as hypothetical. Bases 1 to 2766 code for a protein of 921 amino acids. NCBI's taxonomy places the organism in Eukaryota, Viridiplantae, Chlorophyta, Chlorophyceae, Sphaeropleales, Selenastraceae. The record is from RefSeq and is a predicted model, not a curated record. The transcript is spliced from 6 exons.
AUGCCGGGGCAGCCCGCCUCCUGGAUCGCCGCCGCCGCCGCCGUGCUGCGGUCCGCGGCGGCCAGCGCAGGCGGCGCUGGGGAGGGGGCCGCACAGGGUGAGGGAGAGGAGCCCGUGAUCUCCUUGGAUGAUGUCCCGCCCGACGCGGGGCGCGCCGGCGUCGCGCUGCCGGCGCUGCGCGUUGGCGUGACGGCGCGCGACGGCAGGCCGCUGCGGCGGCUGCCGCCGACGAGGCUGGAGGUGCGGCUGCUGAGGUGGCAGGAAGCGGAGGAGGAGCGGCAGCAGCAGCAGCAGCAGCAGCAGCAGCAGCGGCAUGAAAGGCAGGCGGAGGGCUCCAGGUGGGUGCCCGUGGAGGAGUAUCGGAAGACCCUCGCACCCAUCCGCUCAUUCGGGUCGCGCGCUAGCGGCGCCGCUGUCCCCGGCGGCGGCGACGAGGCGGGCCCCAGCAGUGGCGGCGGCGGUGGCGGCGGCGGCGGGGCGGACGCCGCGCGGCGCGGCGUCGUCCCGGCGUUCGAGGCGGCUGAAGGGGCGCUGCGGGUGCCGCCGCGGCCGGGGCGCUACAAAUGGGUGCUGCACUACCCCGCAGAGGGCCUAGCCGUCCCGGACGUGGAGAUGGGCCCCGUCCGCGUCGCCGCGGGCGGCCCGCGCCGCCUGCGCGUGGCGGGCGUGGAGGCGGGCGUUGAGCCGCAGCUCGAGUUCGUGGCGCGGCCCGAGCUGCGCAACCGCAGCUUCCCGGGGGCCGCGGUCUUUCUGGCAGACGCCUUUGGCAAUCCGGCGCGCUUCGGCUGCCUCCCGCCCCAGCUGCUGCUGCGGGGCGGCGCGGCCGGCGGCAGGGCCGGCGGCGGGGCCGAGGGGGAGGGCGGCGGCGCCGGCGCCGGCGCCGCGGAGCGGCCAGCGAAGCGGGCGCGCAAUGGGGUCGCAACGGCCUCGCCGGCGAUCGGCGGCGGGGCCGACGUCGCAUUUACUGACGGCCGGGGCUGGGAGCUCAUAGUGCACCUGCGGCACCAGGCCCCGCCACCGGCGCCCGGCGACGCGGCGCCGCCGCGGCAGUCCGCGGACUGGGAGAUCCUGCGGGCGCCGCUGGACGCGGCUGGGCGAGGCGCGGUGCCGCAGCUGCCGCUGGCGCGGCUACCGCUGGCGGAGUCGGGCGUGUAUGUCAUCGUGGGCCGCGCCCAGAGGCACCACCACCACCACCAGCAGCAGCAGCAGCAGCAGCAGCAGCAGCAGCGAGGAGGGGACGGUGAUGGCGGCGGCGGCGGCGGCAGGAGCGGCGCUGAGGUGGUCGUGGUUGAGGCGGUGCUCGCUCAGUUCCAGAUAGCCUCGGCCGACGCCGCGUCGCUGCUCAGCCAGCUCUCGCAGGCGCGCUCCGCACUGCGCCGCCUGCGCGACGGCGCCGUCACGCGGCGGCGCGACGCGGGGGGGCUGCAGGCAGAGGCGGCGCGUGCGGAGGGCGCCGCAGCGGCGGCGGAGGCGGAGGUGGCCGAAUUGGAGCGCAGCUGGAACGCUCUGCAGGCGCAGUGCGCCGUGCUGCUGCAGUCAGUGGAGAACGCGGUCCAGCAGCGGGUGCAGCUCGGCCCGCAGCAGCCGUCCCCGCUGCUCCUCGUCCCGCGCAACGCCCCACACACGCUGCUGCCCGCCGCGCUCGCCGCUGCCCACCUCGCCGGCGGCGUCCUCGGCCGCGUGAUCUGCCUCGGAUCCGUCGAGCGCUCCGACGUCAACCGCACGAUCUGCUCCAUCCUCGGAGGGUCGGUGUACCGCAUCGCGUGCGUCGGGGAGGCUGGGACCGCGCUCGCGCGGCGGCACUGGCCCGAUGUCGGCCGCUGGGACCUUGCAAACCCCGACAUGGCGACGUCCUUCACGUGCGCGCCGGCGGCGCCGGCCGCGCACCUGCAGCGGCCGCUGGCGCCGCCGCCGGACCUGGUUACGCUGUGCGACCAGGUGCUAGAUCUGCACAACUACCAGCCGGGCGUCGGCUUUGUGGGGUUGGCGGCGAAUCUCAUCCACCUGACUCAGGAGCAGCUGGCUGUGACUGUCGACGUGGCAGCGGCCGCACACCCCGGGCGGCCCCACACCCUGCAGCGCCCCGCCAACGGCCAGCCCCUGGCGCGCCUGGGGCUGCGGCAGACGCUGUGGCACUACCUGCUCCGUAACUGCAUGCUGUUUGAGACGUCCCAGCACAUGACAGCGUUCAGGCAGGCGCUGCGGGCGCGCGGGAGGGGCGUGCCGCCUUGGCUGAAGCUCUACUCUCUGGAUGGUGACAGCUACAAUAAGAUGAUCGGCCUCGAGGAGGCGCAAGGCCGUGCGUACCAGGGACCCCUGUUCAGCGGCGUGCCGGCGGCCGCAAACGCGGCGGCGCCCCUCGACCUCCGCCUCAAGUACCUGCAGGAGCUGUCGGACCGCGCCCAUCAGCAGCAUGGGGCCGCAGACCACAAGCGCCAAGAGGCCGCGCAGCGGCGAGCCGAGGCCGCCGCCGCGCGCGCCGCGGCGCAGGAGGCCGCGGCGCGGCUGGACGCGGCGCAGCGGGAGCUGGCGGAGGAGGAGGGCGGCCUGGCGCAGGCCGAGGGGCGGCUGGUGCGGGAGCUGGUGCAGCUGGGGGAGCAGCCGCCGCCGCAGCCGCCGCCGCCGGGGGAGGGGGGUGUCGAUGGGCACGACGCCGGCGGCGGCGGCGGCGGCGGCCGGGGCGGCGGAAGCACGCCGCCGGCGAUCACCAGGAGCGUGCAGGCGGCGGGGCGCGCUCGGUCGGCGGACCCGCGGCGGCGGCGGUGA